AUGGAGCCCGAGCCCUGCAGUAGGCCCGCUGAGCCUGGGCAUUGCGUGAGCGGCCCGCCUAGCUCGGGCUCAGCGUUCCCGGCGUCCCUAUUGUCUGCUGCCGGGGCGGAGCCCGGGAGCCUCCCUGGAACUGUGGCCGCCGUGCUGCCGGCCGGGGGCUGCGGGGAGAGAAUGGGCGUCAGCAUCCCCAAGCAGUUCUGCGGGCUUCUGGAGAGGCCGCUCAUCAGCUACACCCUGCAGGCCCUGGAGAGCGUAUGCUGGAUAAAGGACAUUGUGGUGACAGUGACAGGGGAGAAAAUGGCAGCAAUGAGAAGCAUCAUCCAGAGGUAUGGACAUAAGCGCAUUUCACUGGCUGAGGCAGGAGCAACGCGCCACAGAUCAAUUUUCAAUGGACUGAAAGCCCUGGCAGAAGAUCAGCCGGACUGUAAACUCACUAAGCCAGAAGUGGUCAUUAUCCAUGAUGCUGUGAGACCUUUCGUUGAAGAAGAUAUUCUCCUGAGAGUUGUCAUAGCAGCUAAGGAACACGGGGCAGCAGGAGCAAUUCGACCUCUGGUGUCCACUGUCAUCAGUCCCUCUGCUGAUGGCUGCUUAGACCACUCACUGGACCGUGCCAAACACAGGGCGAGCGAAAUGCCCCAAGCGUUUCUCUUUGAUGUGAUCUAUGAAGCAUAUCAGCAGUGUAGUGACUAUGACUUGGAAUUUGGAACAGAGUGCCUGCAGUUGGCCCUGAAAUACUGUCACAGGAAAGCAAGACUUAUAGAGGGACCUCCCAACCUCUGGAAGGUGACCUACAAACAAGAUCUGUAUGCAGCUGAAUCCAUGAUUAAGGAGAAAAUUUCACAAGAGAUUUGUGUGGUCAUGAAUACAAAAGACCAAGAAGCCACAGGACAUCUUCUUGAGGAAGUGCUAAGAGACAAAUUAAAUUGUGUCAAAGUCACGUCUGUGGUUCUGGACCAUGUGGGUGGAGAUAUUCAGAACUUCAUCACAGACCAAUGCUACAGUUUCAUCUGUGUGAAUGUUGUGCCCUCUGAUUUUCAAGAAACCCAGAAGCUACUGAGUAUAAUUGAAGAGAGCAGCCGUCCUCUCCUAUAUCCCAUAGUUGUUGUUUUGGUGCACUGCCUUGAUUUCACACUGGUGCCGCUCACUCAGAAGCUGGAGAGCCUGAUGUGGAUUCGGGCAUUAGCAAGGGAAGUGAAAGAAAGGAAUAUUUUAUUAAGCGGACUCCUCCUAAAUUACUCACAGGAUGAGCAGAAACUACAAGAGAGUUUAGGACAAGGUGCAGCCAUCAUAGCUGCCUUAGUGAAAGAAAGAAAUUCUGCCCUUGCUGGGCAGCUCCUGGUGGCAUGAAGAGCAAAGACAAAAAUCAUCUAUCAGCUUCCAAAGACACUUCCUUAGACUC
Acomys russatus (golden spiny mouse) is the source of this 1399-nucleotide messenger RNA. RefSeq names its product CDP-L-ribitol pyrophosphorylase A (gene Crppa). NCBI's taxonomy places the organism in Eukaryota, Metazoa, Chordata, Mammalia, Rodentia, Muridae. Gene Ontology annotation, molecular function: D-ribitol-5-phosphate cytidylyltransferase activity. The coding region runs from base 1 to 1347 and encodes 448 amino acids. The record is from RefSeq and is a predicted model, not a curated record. Gene Ontology annotation, cellular component: cytosol. The transcript is spliced from 10 exons. Gene Ontology annotation, biological process: protein O-linked glycosylation via mannose; isoprenoid biosynthetic process.